GAAUACCAAAGCGUGAAAAAUGAAUGCCCCUCCAACAUUCGAAGCAUUUUUACUUUUUGAAGGAGAAAAGAAAAUUACUAUAGAAAAGGACACUAAAGUCCCAAAUGCUGCACUGUUCACAGUGAAUAAAGAAGAUCAUACACUUGGAAACAUGAUCACCACACAAUUGUUGAAAGAUCCCCAAGUUUUGUUUGCUGGUUAUAAAAAUCCCCAUCCAUUAGAACAUAAAUUUGUGGUGAGAAUACAAACUACCUCAGAUUACAGUCCGCAAGAAGCUUUCACCAAUGCUAUUACAGAUCUUAUCAGUGAGAUAUCACUACUGGAGGAAAGAUUCAAGGAAUCUGUAAAAGAAAGAGCUGAAGGAGAAAUAUAAAGUACAGGAGAGGUCAAAGGUUAUUCCAAUCUUUGUAAAUGUAAAUAUUCAUUGUGUAUAAAGUCAUCUUAUUGUCAUUGUAAAUAAACACAUCAAUUUCUUA
Molecule: messenger RNA, 476 nt
Organism: Lottia gigantea (owl limpet)
Lineage: Eukaryota; Metazoa; Mollusca; Gastropoda; Lottiidae
Exons: 4
Coding region: 20-373 (117 amino acids)
Biological process (GO): transcription by RNA polymerase II
Cellular component (GO): RNA polymerase II, core complex
Molecular function (GO): protein dimerization activity; DNA binding
Source: RefSeq, a predicted model, not a curated record